Molecule: messenger RNA, 3069 nt
Organism: Manihot esculenta (cassava)
Lineage: Eukaryota; Viridiplantae; Streptophyta; Magnoliopsida; Malpighiales; Euphorbiaceae
Product: pentatricopeptide repeat-containing protein At3g26782, mitochondrial
Exons: 1
Coding region: 206-2380 (724 amino acids)
Biological process (GO): RNA modification
Molecular function (GO): protein binding; RNA binding; zinc ion binding
Source: RefSeq, a predicted model, not a curated record
UAUUUUCCGUCCAUUUAAACCGUUUGCUACAAAGUAAAUUUUCCUUUUUUUUUGAAAAAAAAAAACCUUUGUUAACUUAUUUAACUACAAACUUAAAGAGCUAAAUACAUCUUUUGCCAAAAGGCCUUUUUAACCAGGAAGAGGAAGAAGAAGAAGAAAAUAAAUCAAACAAAUAUUAAUUACUGCCGUUUCAUAUAUUUUCUUUAUGCAAUGCAGAGAAACUCUCGGUCUUCGGUUCAUGCAGAAGCUAAAGCCAGAGCGCUGCUGGUUCCCCCGACGACCUCACCCCUCGUGUCGUUUCUUAUGGGCUCAACCAGAAAUACAAACGCAACCUCAGGAGAUCUUCUCACCACAACCAUUGGAAGCAGACACAUGUGUUUCGCUCAUCAAGCAAUGCAGCUCUCGCCGUUCAGUCAAAAUGGUCCAUGCUUCCAUGCUCCGAUCCCACCUUCAUCUCAAUCUCUACUUCUUAACCAAUCUUGUAUCCCAGUACUCUUCCCUCGGCUCCAUCUCUUACGCCUACUCCCUAUUUUCUUCCUCCCACUCCUCUGACCCCUUCAUCUGGAAUGUCAUGAUCCGUGGCUUCGUCGAUCAUGCCCAAUACCAUCGUUCUAUCCUUUUAUACAGUCAAAUGCUAGAACUGGGUAUUCGACCCAACAAUUAUACCUUUCCAUUCGUUAUCAAGGCUUGUGGGUUUCUUCGCGAUUUUAAAUUUGGUAUUCAGGUUCAUGAUGACGUUGUAGAAUUUGGGUAUGAUUCCGAUGUUUUUGUUUGCAAUUCCCUCAUAGUCAUGUAUGGUAAAUGCGAAAGUUAUGAACUUUCUCGACAAGUGUUUGAUAGAAUGCCCGAAAGAACUGUCACUAGCUGGAGUACAAUUAUAAGGGCUUGCUCGCUCAAUGGCCGUUGUGAAGAAGGGCUGUCAUUGUUUUGGCGGAUGUUGCGUGAGGACAUUAAACCCGAGAGGGCUACCAUUUUGAACGUCAUGGCUUGUGCUCAUAGAGAGAGUGAUGCUGAUGAUAUUUGCAGAGUUGCCGUACUUAAUGGAUUUGAUUUCGAUCAGUGUGUCCACAAUGCAGCCUUGGGCAUGUAUGCACGAUGUGGAAGGAUAGAUUUGGCUCGAAGUAUAUUUGAUGGGAUUUCCAAUAAGGAUUUAGUAACUUGGGCGUCCAUGAUCGACGCAUAUGCACAAGCUGAUUUGCCUCUUGAAGCUAUCGGUCUUUUUAAACAGAUGAACUCACAAAGGUUACUCCCUGAUUCCAUCACCCUUCUUAGCGUGAUUCAAGCUUGUUCUGUUCUAGCAUCUUUCCAGCAUGCACAUGCAGUUCAUGGAAUCACUAUUCUAACUGGGGGAUUCUUCAAUAAUCAACUAGCAGUGGAAUCUGCCGUGAUCGAUCUAUAUGUGAAAUGUGGAAGCUUAACUUAUGCUAGAAAAGUUUUUGAUAGGAUGCAAAAUAGAAAUAUAAUCACAUGGAGCACCAUGAUUUCAGGAUAUGGGAUGCAUGGCCUUGGAAGAGAAGCAUACAACCUCUUCAAUCAAAUGAAAUCUUCAGUAAAGCCAGAUCAUAUAGCAUUUGUAUCAAUAUUGUCAGCUUGCAGCCAUGCAGGUUUGGUUGCUGAAGGAUGGGAGUGCUUCAAUUCCAUGGUCAGAGAUUUUGGGGUCACACCAAGAACCGAACACUAUGCAUGUAUGGUUGAUCUUUUAGGCAGAGCUGGCAAGUUGGAUGAAGCUCGUGGUUUUAUUGAGAGAAUGCCGAUAAGGCCAGAUGCAGGUGUGUGGGGGACACUGCUUGGGGCUUGUAGAAUACAUUCAAAUAUUGACCUGGCUGAGAUGGUAGCCAAAAAGUUACUUGAUUUGGAUUCUAAGAACCCUGGGAGAUAUAUUCUUUUAUCCAACAUUUAUGCAUCAUCUGGUAAAACAAAAGAAGCUCAUAAGAUCAGAACUCUAAUGACGAAUAGAGGGGUGAGAAAAAUUUCUGGCCACACAAUUAUAGAGAUUAAAAAUAAGGUCUAUACAUUUUCAGCUGGGGAUAUGUCACACCCACAAACAGAUCUGAUUUAUUCUGAAUUAGAGAGAGUGAUGGACAUGAUUCGCCUAGAAGGGUACACUCCAGAUAUAAACUUUGUGUUGCAUGAUGUUGAGGAAGAGACGAAGGAAAGAAUGUUGUAUGUGCACAGUGAGAAGUUGGCCAUUGUUUUUGGGCUCUUGAAUUCAGGGUCACAGAGCGUGAUUAGAAUUAGAAAAAAUCUCAGAAUUUGUGGCGAUUGCCAUACUGCUACUAAGUUAAUCUCCAAAGUUACAAGAAGGGAAAUUGUAGCGAGAGAUGCGCGUAGAUUCCACCAUUUCAAGGAUGGAACCUGCUCUUGUGGAGAUUACUGGUGAAAGAUGUCUUUAGUCUAGUGAAUCAUCAGAUAUGGCCAACUUAGAACCCAAGUAAGAAUGGUCUUCUUUUUUUAUUAUUAUUUUUUUGCGAGUAAAGAAUGGAUGGUCUUUUGAGAUAAGGAAGCCUCUUGAUAGUUUCUUCUAGAAGUUACAUUGGCUUUUUGAACGUUAGCUGGUUGGUAUUUGUCCAUGGCUCCAUGGUGAAGGUGUGAUGCACGGGAUUGUUGACCACAUGUUACCUUACCAAGAUAUGUUCCGUGUGGGGCCAAUUCAAAGAAUUUGUUUUUUAUUCUGCCACGCGUCCAAACUCCAAAGAUGCAAACUUGGGAUCUGCAGGGGAUAUCAUCAAAAUAAAUUGCGUACUGCCCAAAGCGUAUGGCUGGAUUUUCAUCACAAUUUGAAAGCUUCCACCAGUGGUGCUUGCUGCAUAUGGUAUAUUAAGGUCAAGAAUUCACAGGUGGACUGAUUGUUUUCUUAGCUGCGUCAAUUUUCUUAUAUAUAGGCCGAAAGAAUUUGAGGAGUGGGUUGUCGGAAUCCUUGUCAACCUUAGAAUCGAUGGAUUCAAAAUCUUUGGAACUCAAGGUCAUGUAUUGCAAAGAUCUGAAGUCAUUCAAUUUCUUCCAGAAACUCCUAGUGUAUGCUCUUGUUAAGCUUGAGAGCGAUGAUUCUGACAAGAAAAUGAAGCAGAA